GGAGGGAAAGAGAAGAACCCGUCCCCUGUCAGAAGUAUGCGGGGCUCGUCCUCUCAGACCUUACGUCAGCCCGGACUCUUUAACAAACUGUCGGUCCCGGUCAGGACGCAGGCAGAGGUGCACGGAGAUGACAGCGACGGGACGAGGAGGAUGUAGCACACCUGCGGAGAGCGGCGUGGCAUGCGUUUAAAGCGGAAACUAAUUCUGGAUUCAAUGCAUUUGCAGUUCCUCACCAGUGAUGAGUUGGCUCCUGUUGUGGAUUCUAACUGCAGCCGGGAUUCAACAGGUCUACUCCCAGAAUUCCACUGCCAUGCCGCCUGCCAUAGCCUUCACAUCCCCAGCUGUGGACCUGUACAACCGCACGCAGUACUGCAAGUGGCCCUGCGAGUGCCCGACUGUCACCCCUACCUGUCCGCUGGGCGUGAGCCUCCUCAUGGAUGGCUGUGAAUGCUGCAAGACCUGCGCCCGGCAGGUGGGAGAGGUGUGCAACGAGGCAGACACAUGCGACUACCACAAGGGACUGUACUGCGACUACAGCUCGGACAAGCCUAGGUACGAAAAAGGAGUGUGUGCAUAUAUGGUUGGAACAGGCUGCGAGCAUGAUGGCGUGAUCUACCGUAAUGGGCAGAGCUUCAAGCCCAGCUGUAAAUACGAGUGUGUGUGUGUGAAUGGCGCCAUCGGCUGUGUGGCGCUGUGCACAGAGUCCCAGCCUCCGCGGGUUUGGUGCCAAACCCCUCGCCGGGUCAAAAUCCGGGGACAAUGCUGUGAGCAAUGGAUCUGUGAUGAACCCAAAAGAGGGCGCAAGACGGCGCCACGACAUGCAGUAGAGGCUUCCCCAGCUGAGACCAGGAGCUGGCACAAGAACUGCAUUACCCAGACUACCUCGUGGAGCCCCUGCUCAAAGACCUGUGGCCGCGGCCUGUCCCUGAGGAUCUCUAACGCCAACGAGCAGUGUGAGCUGGUCAGAGAAUCUCGCCUUUGCAACCUGCGGCCCUGUGAGGUCGACAUCACCAAACAUAUCAAGCCGGGAAAGAAAUGUCUGAACAUAUACAGGGAAGAACUGCCCUCAAACCUCACCAUCUCUGGCUGCACCAGCAGGAAGCAGUACAGGCCCAAAUACUGCGGCGUCUGCACAGAUGAGCGCUGCUGCAUCCCCUACAAGUCCAAAACCAUCGACGUAGAGUUUGAGUGUCCUAACGGGACGGGAUUCACAUGGAAGAUGCUGUGGGUCCAGGCAUGCUUCUGUAACCUCAGCUGCAAAAACCCCAACGACAUCUUCGCCGAGUUGGAGAGUUACUAUGGUCACCCAGAAGUCAUGAACUAACAGGUGGCAAUCAUGCUCUCUACCUGUGGGAGGAUCCCGACUUUCUUUUGGCUUCUUUUUCUCUUAUGCAAUGGUUUGUAUUUGUGAUGCGUGUAAUUAUGUACAAGGGAUUUUCUUAUGGUCUUUUUUUUUCCUAUUGGAAAAAUCUGUAAAUAUGAAAUAUAUAUGUGUCUCCAGAUUGGAUUCAUAAAGCAUAACGUGCUUUUGAAGAAUAUUUGAAGAACUGCUUUGCAAAUGAAAAAGCCAGAGUGUGAAAGUUGAAGGCUUAAUUUAUUUAUGUAGCUUUUUGCAUAUGUAAUAACAUAUGUAGUGUUCUUGAGAUGCUUUCAAAUGCAGUCAACAUUGUCUGUCUUUAAAGUCAAGUCAACUUAGAUAAGGCUUUACUGUAGAAAUUUUCCUUUAUAGUUCAUGAAAUUUACUUUAUAAUAAAUGUUAAAAAAGGCAGAAAUGGACUGAGAUGUCAAAGAUAAAGCUUUAUUUUAGGACCACAUGUCUUAAUAUGAAAUAAUGACAGGAUCAGGAAAGAUCAGUUACAAGAUUUAUUUUUAUUGUCAUUUUUUUAAUAAAUACAAACCGUUAUGUCAUUUUAAUUCCUUUUCUACAGCAUUAGACAGUUGUGCAUCUUUACAAAGCUGUGUAUAUCUUCUACAAAGCAAAAUGCUGCUGUAGUGCAAGUAAAAUACAGGAGUAGAAGGUGUCAGGUAAGUUCUAUGGCUAUCCUCAUGUUAACAUGUGGACCCAUCACUUCACUCACCCAAAAAUCCACAACCACAUAGGAGCAUCACGUCUAAAAAAAAAAACAACAAAAAACAAGAAAUAUUCCAUGGCACAUCUUUGUUCCAUUGUGCUUGAUUGCAUAGAAAUCAUCAUAAAAAAAAUGAAACUGUCCGAAGCCAUGAUUCAUUAAUAAAGCAUACAAUGUAAAAACUUCAGAAUUUUCUGUUUUAGUGUGUUUUGAUUAAUGACAAAGCAUACAGCCUCGUUGGAAUGUACUAAAAAUGACCGUUUGAUUCCUGAAAGAUGCAAGUUCACCAGAGAACAGAUGUGUAAUUGUUAAAAUAACAGAUUUUGAAAGAAAAAAAAAAAACUCAAGG
Molecule: messenger RNA, 2418 nt
Organism: Perca fluviatilis (European perch)
Lineage: Eukaryota; Metazoa; Chordata; Actinopteri; Perciformes; Percidae
Gene: ccn4a
Product: cellular communication network factor 4a
Exons: 5
Coding region: 239-1324 (361 amino acids)
Biological process (GO): cell adhesion; signal transduction
Cellular component (GO): extracellular region; extracellular matrix
Molecular function (GO): integrin binding; heparin binding
Source: RefSeq, a predicted model, not a curated record